Adineta ricciae is the source of this 1674-nucleotide messenger RNA. The record is from the annotation of a GenBank genome assembly. Lineage: Eukaryota; Metazoa; Rotifera; Eurotatoria; Adinetida; Adinetidae.
AUGUCUGGCUUGACCCAAACGAAUGCUUGGAAAAAUUUGAAGAAACUUUAUGAUACGGUGGGUAUUAAUCUCAAUCUUCGACAAUUGUUUUCUGACGAUGCCAAUCGUUUUCAAACGUAUUCAUUGGAAUUCAAUACUCCCGAUGGCAUUGUUUUGUUUGAUUACUCGAAAAACCUAAUCAACGAUGAGAUUUUAAAGGAAUUGUUUGCUUUAUGCCGAGAAUGUCAUAUCGAGGAUCAGCGGACGAAGAUGUUCAGUGGAGAACUGAUUAAUUUUACGGAAAAACGUGCAGUUCUUCAUACAGCACUACGUGCACCAAAAGAUGCAAAGGAAGUUAAAGUCGAUGGUAAAAAUGUCAUUCCGGAUGUUCAUCGCGUGCUCGAUCAAAUGAAAACAUUCUCCGAAGCUAUUCGCAGUGGACAAUGGAAAGGUUACACAGGUAAAUCCAUUACCGAUGUGGUCAAUAUUGGUAUCGGUGGAUCUGAUCUUGGUCCAUUGAUGAUCACAGAAGCUUUGAAACCCUAUGCUAAAGGUGGCCCACGCGCUCAUUUCGUUUCCAAUAUUGAUGGUACACAUAUUAGCGAAACUGUAUCCAAACUAUCACCGGAAACAACAUUGUUCAUCAUUGCUUCGAAGACGUUUACAACACAAGAAACGAUUACGAAUGCGGAAUCAGCUAAAGAAUGGUUUCUCAAUGCAGCAAAAGACAAGAAGAAUGUCGCCCAACAUUUCGUUGCAUUAUCAACCAAUACCCAAAAAGUAACUGAAUUCGGUAUCGCGAAGGAAAACAUGUUCGAAUUUUGGGAUUGGGUCGGUGGACGUUAUUCACUUUGGUCGGCUAUUGGUCUUUCGAUUGUAUGCGCAGUUGGAUUUGAGAACUUUCAGCAAUUAUUAGCUGGCGCACAUGCUAUGGACAAACACUUCCAAGAAACUCCAUUGGAAAAAAAUCUACCGGUUCUCAUGGCAGUGUUAGGUAUUUGGUACAACAACUUCUUUGGAGCUGAAACACAAGCUAUACUCCCAUAUGAUCAAUACAUGCACCGUUUUUCGGCUUACUUUCAACAAGGUGAUAUGGAAAGUAACGGUAAAUAUCGAACAAAAGAAGGCAAACAAGUGGAUUAUACAACUGGUCCAAUAAUUUGGGGUGAACCUGGUACGAAUGGUCAACAUGCAUUUUAUCAAUUGAUUCAUCAAGGUACAAAAUUAAUUCCGUGUGAUUUCAUUGCUCCGGUGGAAACUCAAAAUCCUAUUCGUGAUAAUCUUCAUCAUAAGAUUUUAUUGGCAAACUUUCUCGCUCAGACAGAAGCUCUAAUGCGCGGCUUAACCGAAGAAGAAGUUCGAAAGAGCGGCGGUGCUAAUGACGAUCUUCUUGUCUAUCAUAAAACAUUUCGUGGUAAUCGACCAACAAAUUCCAUCGUUUUACCACGUUUAACACCCUUCGUUUUGGGUUAUUUGAUUGCUGCCUACGAACAUAAGAUCUUCGUUCAAGGACAAGUUUGGAAUAUUAACUCCUAUGAUCAAUUCGGUGUCGAACUUGGUAAACAAUUAGCCAAAGUGAUCUUACCUGAAUUAGAUUCAACACAACCGGUCACUGCUCAUGAUCCGUCAACAAAUGGUUUAAUCAAUUUUAUUAACAAACAUCGAAAAUGGACACCAACCAGCAGCAAACAAUAG